UUCUUCGCGUGCAGAUUCUUUUGUUCUCUUUGAUCCGGGAGUCCAGCACAAAGGAAGGAGACAUCAAUUCACAAAAACGGCAACACUGUCCCCAUGUAGUUCGAAAAUUUCGGGAUCAUGAAUAGCAGAGCUUUCGACAAAUGAGUUUCGUUUCUGUAAGAAUGCUCUGUGGUGGCUUUGUAACUGCAAUGAUCUCAAGAAAUUUCGAUUGCAGUUAUGGAGCCGUUACUGUAUACAGUAAGUCUUCCUCUAUGAGAUGAAUAAACCUGCUAUGUUAUUGAGGAAACAUAGAUACAUGAUGUAUAGCUUCGAAGGAGAUUACAGACGUAAACCACAACAAAAUUUAGCCGGUGCGAGCAGGAGAGAUGAUAAAGCGGAAAAGUCACUACUAUUGCAACAUGCCCAAUUGGAACGUUUAAAACGAGAGCAGCAGCGCAGAAGACACUAUGCAGCCUUGAAAAUUCAAGCGUUCGUUUGCGGUUUCAUUGUUAAGAAGCGUACGAAGAUAAUCGUGAGGAAAGAAUUUGACGAGUUGCAACAAACCACUGGUCUUCGAAAUUUUAAUUUGGAGGACUUGAUAGUGUAUUUUCGAAAAUUAUUAUUCUUUUACGAUUUUUCUCUGGAUACCGGUAGACUGGUGUGGAUGUUGCAACAUUUCUUAAAGCAUGAACAAGAAAUCAAACAGAAGUGUGUAAAUUGCCCCGAAUGGUUGUGGAGACUAAGAUGGAUGCUUCGCAUGUGUAUGCAACACAAUUCAGAAGCCCUAAUACAUGGAGCCUUAUACAGCUCACUGGCAAUACCAUUGAGGGCUUUAGAAACAUUUACUAGUCGAGAGGAUACAGAAAAGACUUUAGGAGAACACAGUUAUAAAUAUUUAGAAAUAAUCUUUGUAUAUUUGAUAAAACACAAAUAUUUUGAUCGAUUAAGGAAAUUAAUAGAUGAAAAAGUUCCACCUAUGUUAGAGCCCAGCUCUGUUGCGGCAACCCCACUAUCAAAAUAUCUAGUGGACAUGAUAAAACGUCCAUUGGAUUUAAUUGGAUACCUAGAUCAAAAGGACGAUUUUGCCGAGCUCGUCUUAAAGGAGCUCUGUAGAAGCAUAUUAUCGCCGAAAAUGUCCGAUUCAAUUCGGAUGUUUAUUAUUCCAUCUCUGGCUGAAUAUAAAGAAUUUCCAUACGAUCAGCUGAUCGACUGCAUCAACAGAGUUCAAAUAGAGUGUACUAUGAGUUUAUUUUAUUCCGUUUUAUCUUUAGAAUCAAAUCGUUUGUCGACAUACAAAUCGAAGGACGUUCUAAUCAAUUACCUGCAAGUUCUCGCCGGGAUAAGCUCGAUGAUAGUUCCUUUGGCUACCGAAGAGAACAUAGAUCAAGCGGAUGAUUCAGACACUGAGUCAAAUGCUAGCAUGAUCGACGAAGAGCAAGCUGACAUUCUGCACCAGUGCCUGGAAAUGUUGAACGAGCAGCACCGUGUUCAGGAGAUACUGUCAGCGGUGGAUCGAACUAAAGAUCCGGCGGUGUUGCAACCACUGUGCCAACUAUGCCAUCAUUUGCUGAUCACCAACAAACUAGCCACACAUAAGUAUAAACUGUUGUACAUGCUCGCGUUCAGACCAAUAUUCCUGAAAAACUUAUGGAACGCUCUGUUAUCAGUUUCUCAAGUGUCGUUGUUCAGCGGAGCAACACCGCUGCUGCAGAUCAUGUCGCACGGGCUCGGUCUUUCGAGCGAGGACACGAAAAAGAUCGUUCCGCUUCUAGUCGUGUUUUGUUCGCUAUUUAGCUUGUUAAUCGCCACGUUACACGACACAGAGUUUUUCGUUGAAACGACGGCGACGACGAUGAGUGAGCAAACGUUAGAUAUGAACGGGCCGCAAGCUAUGCCGUUCACGAUCUCAGAGCUGGUGAUGUUGUCCAGCCAUCUGAAAGGUGUUUGCUUAGGCUUGGUGGAAUUAGCGUUCCCUGAUAGCAAACCGACCGUGCGAAACGAUUACAAGGAUGCGGUCCUCGGGUCAUCCUGUCCGGUACCGAACCAGCAGGACACCAAAAUCUGGACGCACCUGUUCAAGGUAACCGUCGGCCUAUUACGCCAGCUGUACACCAGGGAUCUGAGACAGCAAUUUUGCCCGGAGGGACACUGGUUCGCCUCGAACAUCCUGAUACCCAUCGACAAACCGCAGAAUUUCACAUUCGAUAGACGUCGGCUACGGGAAUAUGUCCCGUUUCAAGGGCUCCGAGUAUUCACCAGAGAGAAACUGGAAGAGGGCCCGCCAUUGUCCUCAAGAGAAGUUCGAACGUUGACGCUGCUUCGCGAGAUACCGUUCGUCGUGCCGUUCAACGACCGUGUGAUAGUGUUUCAGUCAUUGAUCUAUCGGGACAAGUCAGAACUACAAGGUGAAAUGACACACUUCUUGCAAGGACCGUCGAUCACGAUAUCGGUAAGGAGAAACUACCUCUACGAGGACGCGUUCCAAAAGUUGUCACUGGAGAAAGAGCCAGAGUUACGACUGAAAAUGCGCGUGCAAUUGGUCAAUUCCGCCGGACUGGAGGAAGCCGGCAUAGAUGGCGGCGGCCUGUUCAGAGAGUUUCUAUCGGAAUUGUUGAAAACCUGUUUCGACCCCAAUCGGGGCUUUUUCAGGCUCACCAAGGAUAACAUGCUGUACCCGAACCCGACGGUGCAAUCGUUGGUCGACGAUUUCCCGAAGCAUUAUUAUUUUAUUGGUAGGAUAUUCGGCAAGGCUCUCUAUGAGAACCUGUUGGUCGAGCUUCCGUUCGCGGAGUUCUUCCUGUCGAAGAUCGUUGGCCUUCAGUCGAACGUCGACGUGCAUCACUUAUCCUCGUUGGACCCGAUCAUGUACAGGAAUUUAUUAUAUCUUAAGAGUUACAAAGGCGACGUCGCCGAUCUUGGCCUGGACUUCACGAUUCUGUCGGACGAGCUGGGCGAACGACGAGUCGACGAGCUGAAACCAAGUGGCGCCGACAUACCGGUGACCAAUCACAACCGUAUCGAGUACAUCCAUUUGAUAGCUGACUACAAGUUAAAUAAACAAAUCCGGGCGCAGUGUUGCGCAUUCAAACAAGGCAUCAGCAGCGUGAUCUCAAUGGACUGGCUCCAGAUGUUCAACAACAAGGAGCUGCAAGUUCUGAUAUCCGGUGCCCAGAUCCCGGUUGACGUCAAUGACUUGAAGUUGCAUACCAACUACACCGGAGGCUACGCUCCCGAGCAUCCUACCAUCACCGCAUUCUGGAAGGUUGUCAACGAGUUCAAUGACCAACAGAAGAGUCUGUUGCUCAAGUUCGUUACCAGUUGUAGUCGACCACCGCUGCUUGGAUUCAAAGAACUCGACCCACCAUUUUGCAUUCAACAAGCUGGCAGCGUAGAUCACCUGCCGACCUCCAGUACCUGUAUGAAUUUGCUGAAACUCCCAGAGUUCCCGGACGAGAAGACUCUACGCGAGAAACUUUUGUAUGCUAUACAAGCCGGCGCGGGCUUCGAACUGAGUUAAGUUCCGUGUCCUUGGAUUCUCACGAGCGAAUUCUUUUUAGUUAAAUCGGUACCUGAUACCUGACUCUGUGUACAUAAAAAGAAAAGAGAAUUGUAUGCGUAAUCGGAGGACCAAUCCGUAAACACAGACGUGGAGAAAUACGACCACGCUCUUCUUAAGAUGUAUUUAUUUUUCUUUCUCCAAUUUACAAGAAUAUAAUCAAGAUACUUUUACAAAGGUAACGAAAAAUUACCAGGUGGGGUGUGGAAGAAAGCUUUUAUACGGUGUUGGUUUACACGUUAACGCGGCUCUUUGGGACCCAUCGCGUCUGUGGUUACAGAUUGAGUGCGUCUUCGAAAUCUGAAUGCAAAUGUUGUAAUAUUUUAUUAACGGUAAGAGCGAUACCUUUACCAAGUGCUCCAAGUGUGUAUCGUGUUCUCGUCAUCUAGCGAAUCAGAAACCUCUUGUUUCUAUUCGAAUCGCUCUUUCGCCCACAUGAUAGGUCGAUGUUAGCGUUUCGUAGUGGGAGCAGAACAUUUUUAAAGAAUUUCAACAUUGGGUUGGUUCGUCCUGUUCGGUACAUGUAUACAGUUCACGCGUUGUCCGUUCAACAUCGAAUUAAAGCGAACCACGGAUGCAACGACAGUGUGCUAUGACGUGUCCUCAAUGACGAAUAAUAUUUCAAAAAUCAUAGGUAAACGAAGAAUUUUCUACGAAAUUGUUUAAUAACUGGUGACAUCGUUUACAAAAUUUUCAAUUAUAAUUUCGACAUAAGGGAAAUGAUUAAAUUGAUUUUUUUACCAUUAUAGUGUCAUUAAAAAGUCUAUUUUUAUAAUUAUCAAGCAUACUGGCGAAAGAUAAUGCUUUUGAUUACUCAGUAGCUCUAGCAUAAACAUAUUCGAACGAAAUAUAAGAUAACGAUUGCAAUUACGAACUUUGAGUCAAGAUGUCACACUUAGCGCAUACUUCCUUGUCGCAUAACGUUCCCAACGUGUUGUGUUUCACUUUAAUGUUAAGUUCGAAGUUCGACGGACAAUGCCUACAUAUACACGUGUAUGCAGACACAAGCAUAUGUAUAUGAUAUCUAUGCAUAUACGUAUAUACAUGUACAUUUUUUUGUUAUAACUUCUCUGCCCUUGGUAACAUUUCUGUCUACAACUGUAAAUUGUGUAUAUUUUUAUGUUUUGUAUUCGCCACGAAAGUCGUGCGACGCUAUAUCCGCAUGGAGUUUACAUGACAGGAUAGGAUAUAUGUAUUUAUAAAUUCGUUAAUAUAGCGUGUAAAUAAAAAAACCGAAGUCCUCGAGUGUUACACACAUUUAUGGAAAAAUACAUAAUUUGAACGUUA
Messenger RNA from Megalopta genalis, 4822 nucleotides. RefSeq names its product ubiquitin-protein ligase E3C. The record is from RefSeq and is a predicted model, not a curated record. Gene Ontology annotation, molecular function: ubiquitin protein ligase activity. Gene Ontology annotation, biological process: ubiquitin-dependent protein catabolic process; protein polyubiquitination. NCBI's taxonomy places the organism in Eukaryota, Metazoa, Arthropoda, Insecta, Hymenoptera, Halictidae.